Oncorhynchus nerka (sockeye salmon) is the source of this 1185-nucleotide messenger RNA. RefSeq names its product ESX-1 secretion-associated protein EspB-like. The record is from RefSeq and is a predicted model, not a curated record. The coding region runs from base 401 to 1177 and encodes 258 amino acids. The transcript has 2 exons. Lineage: Eukaryota; Metazoa; Chordata; Actinopteri; Salmoniformes; Salmonidae.
CAUCCAGGGUAGGGCAGGCUACAGGGGGCAGGGCUCCACUCGCAGGGGAGACCAGAGGGGAGGCGCAUCGCCGGAGACCCGCUCAAACCCUCUCCUGACACAGACAGACGGACGGACGGACGGAGGCAGGAGGCAUAUGCUGAAGCAAACAGUUGUGCGCUCGCUCUCCGAUGUGAGUCGAUUUCAGAAAAAAAACUUUUUGGUUGCAAGACCCGCGGAGUUCUAUUCCAAGACGGUGGAUCCGUUUGUUUUCUUCUGUUAUGCGAGUGGAUUUUCUUUGGAAGGAAUAACGUUUUUAUUUGAAUAUAAACUAUAUAUUUUUAAUAAACUAUAAACUACUUUUUUACCCCGUUAUAUCGAGCUGCAGUGAACUCCAGAAGAGUUGAUAAGGACAGUCAGGAUGUCCCAUAUCUCCGUCAACGACCACCUGGAGGGGAUUCUAUCAGACUUCGAAGCUUUAAAAAGAUCCUUCGACGUCGACGAUGUGGACGAGCUUCCUCCCUUCUCCCCCUCCUCCCCCGUUCCCUCCCCCCUCUCCUCCACCUCCCUCCUCAACAAGACCAACGAGGGUCGAGGGUUCCCCACCUCCAACCACGGCUCCCCUGCCUUCCGCUCCCGGAUCAGCCUUGGUACCAACCCCAGCCCUGCCCAGAGCCCUGUGUUCAAGUCCCGCAUGGUCUCCAGUCUCUCCUUCAACAGAGCCAUGAACAGACCCGCCAUCAGCAACAAUGGAGGGAGCUCCGGAGGCAUCACCAGGGCCUCUUCCUUCCAGAACAGGUUCAACCCUAAGGGUUUCUCCUCCUCUCUCUCUGGCCCAGGCAGUGAUAAUGAUAGUCUCCAUAGCUCCUCUUCUAGUCUGGAGUAUUCCAUCCAGGGAGGUGGAGGAGAAGGAGGAGGAGGAGGAGGGGUAACUCCGGGCAAGCCAGGGUCUCUGUCCUACUCCACUAGCCCACAGAUGGAGCAGCGUCCUGGGCAGCAGCGUGGCGUGGGCCUGGGGAUGGGGAAGAAGUUCUCUUCCCAUGGGAGUGUGUUUCACUCUGAGCUAGAGGGGCCUAUGGGGCUGGGAGCUCCAGAGCCCAGGGGGGUCAGCCACGGAUCCAUGCCCAGUCUGGACCUCCAGAUCGGGGAAGGAGGAGGCGGGGUGAUGGGGGUGCGGGGGCUGGAGGUGGAGGGGUGAGGUAUGGC